CACCCUAGUAAACUUCCACAGUCAGGCAUUCUCUGGCAUUUCUCCUCCGUCGCUGUGCUGUGAUCCUUCUGGUUUGGUGCUGUCUGAAAGCUUUCCCUUUGCCUCUUUUGCAGCGGAAUCCAGAGCCUGAGCAUGGAAGACACCCUUGGAUUGUUCUCUUUAAAUGUGUGAAUCCGAGUUCUGCUUUCUCUGGGAAUCCUAUAUAUGCAAUAUCAACUAGAAUCUACUCAUGAGGAAGAUGAGCUGCUCAUGGGCUUUUCUCCUACUAGUAUCUCCGAUACUCCUUGCUUCUCAUGGGCUCUCCGAACCAGAAAGUUCCAUUAUUGCUCCAAUGGAGGAGGCAGAGCAGGAAGCACUUUACUUGGUGCUCCAAGACUUGGUCGGCAAAUGGUGGAAUGGCUCAGAGCUUUAUCCAGACCCCUGUGGCUGGACCCAAAUACAGGGAGUUUCAUGCGAUCUGUUCGAUGGAUUGUGGUACGUGACAUCCCUAAACAUUGGCCCCGUUUUUGACAACUCCCUUCGGUGCUCACAGCAAGCACGGUUCAAUCCCUUGCUGUUCCAGCUCAAGCACCUCAGAAGCCUCUCCUUCUUCAAUUGCUUCUCUCGUCAUCAGCAAAUGAUCAUUCCGUCGAGCAACUGGAAGAAGCUAUCUGGGAGCCUUAAGACCCUCGAAUUCCGCUCGAACCGAGGCCUCGUAGGAGGAAUCCCCGACGACAUUGUUCAGCUUAGUGAACUGGAGUCCCUAGUCAUAGUGGAGAACUCCAUGGAUGGAGAGUUGCCGACGGAGCUCGGCAAGUUGGAGCGCCUCAAGAGGCUUAUGCUGUCUGGGAAUCACUUUGUGGGCCGAAUUCCCAAUUCGAUUUGCGUCAGUUCGACCGAGCUCCUGAUCAUGGACCUAAGCAGGAACCUUCUCACAGGUCCUCUCCCUCCUUGUCUGAGGAAUCUCACGUCACUCUUGAAGCUGGAUCUCAGCGACAACCGAUUCGACGGAAGCCUUCCACCAGAGCUCGGACGACUCGAGAAUCUAACGCUACUUGAUCUCAGGAACAACAACUUUUCAGGUGGUUUGGCGCGCUCGCUCAAUGGCAUGGCCUCCAUUCAGGACCUGCUUCUGGCUCACAAUCCAAACUUGGGAGGGAGCCUUGAGGAAACCGAGUGGGGGAAUCUGAGGGAGCUCACCACCUUGGACUUCUCCCACGCAGGCUUAACAGGUGCAAUUCCGGAAGCCAUGGCGGCGUUGAAGAAACUAAGAUACGUUGCACUGGAUGGCAACGGCCUCACCGGGAGUGUCUCGCCGGAGUUUGCGUCAUUGCCAUGCCUCGGUGCUCUCUACCUCAACGGCAACGACUUGACAGGAAGGUUGGAGUUUCCUCGAGAGUUCUAUCAGAGGCUGGGGAAGCGAUUCGCGCCGUGGGGCAAUCCGAAUCUGUGCUACGAUAUCGCUGAAACGGCAGAGAUUAUUCCAUACGGUGUGGCACAGUGCAAGCAAGAUCAUCAAGAGCUAUUUAGCUACGCUGCAAGGGCGAGGACUGAAAUUUGGAUGACAAUUCUAUGUUCUUGGGCUCUCUUUGGGUUGUGGUUAUGUUUCUUUUGAUUAUGCUCGUGUAGCGUUUGCAAACUCUGGAUUGUGCAAACAUUUUUUGUUCAUCAUGCAAUAGUUUGGAACCAUUUGCAAAACUUGAAUCUUAAUGCAUCACAUCGUAUUCAUUAGGGUACUGGCAGGACUCAGGAGUGUGGAGGCUCUGGAUUUGAAGUGACUGAUAGUGAGUGUAUCUUGGAAGGCUCCAGCCUCCAGCGUAUCUGAUGCAGACUUGUGAUGAUUGAAGUGGAAGAUAGGGCAGGGCAUCUGUCUCGGGGUGCAAGCUAAUUGAUAUCGGCGCAAGAUAUAAUUAGGUAAUAAAAUAUUUGUUAAACACUAACUAAAGAUCAAGUUUGCACCAUUUAGUGGUUUGGCAGACAAUGGAGUGUGUUGGAAGGUAAG
Molecule: messenger RNA, 1981 nt
Organism: Zingiber officinale
Lineage: Eukaryota; Viridiplantae; Streptophyta; Magnoliopsida; Zingiberales; Zingiberaceae
Product: piriformospora indica-insensitive protein 2-like
Exons: 3
Coding region: 230-1594 (454 amino acids)
Cellular component (GO): plasma membrane
Molecular function (GO): protein binding
Source: RefSeq, a predicted model, not a curated record